CUUUUCCCGUAAACAAAAUGUCAGCCUGCUGUCGACAUCGGCAGCUGAUCUGAGAGCAGUUUACAAACGGUCUGAUGUUGACGUUUGGCACCUCUCCUUCUGCUGAAUUGAAGUCACUUUUGUCUCUGCAUAUUUCUUUUUGACUCUUAUCAUGAUCAUCACUAACGGCGCGUGUUAAUCGCCAUCUGGGCCCGCACUUUAACGCCAGAAAUCUACAGAGGAGAACAAGAAUGGAAGAGAAAGCCUUGGAGGUUUACGAUGUGAUCCGAUCCAUCCGAGACCCGGAGAAGCCCAACACACUGGAGGAGCUGGAUGUGGUGACAGAGAAUUGCGUGGAGGUCCAGGAGCUGGGUAACGACGAGUAUCUCAUCAUCAUCAAGUUCUCCCCAACCGUCCCACACUGCUCCCUGGCCACCCUCAUCGGUUUGUGUUUACAAGUCAAGCUGGAGAGAUGUCUACCCUUCAAACACAAACUGGAGAUUUACAUCAGUGAAGGAACACACUCCACCGAAGAGGACAUCAACAAGCAGAUCAACGACAAGGAACGAGUUGCAGCCGCCAUGGAAAAUCCAAACCUCAGGGACAUCGUGGAGCAGUGCAUCAUUGAACCUGAUGACUGACGCCACACACAGUUGGUGUGUGUAUAUGUGUGCGUGCGUGCGUGCGUGUGUGCGUAAGUUUGUGUGUAUACAUUCAUUCAAGGUGUUGAGUCAGCUUGUGAAUGCGUGUUCAAGUGUGGCAGAGCCUCACUUUCAUGUAAAAAAAAACACACAAUGAUUAUAUAAAAUGAUUUUCCAUUUUACUUCUC
Syngnathus acus (greater pipefish) is the source of this 808-nucleotide messenger RNA. It is a transcript of the gene ciao2a, whose product is annotated as cytosolic iron-sulfur assembly component 2A. The record is from RefSeq and is a predicted model, not a curated record. The coding region runs from base 231 to 620 and encodes 129 amino acids. The transcript has 5 exons. Lineage: Eukaryota; Metazoa; Chordata; Actinopteri; Syngnathiformes; Syngnathidae.